Molecule: messenger RNA, 845 nt
Organism: Oppia nitens
Lineage: Eukaryota; Metazoa; Arthropoda; Arachnida; Sarcoptiformes; Oppiidae
Product: regulator of microtubule dynamics protein 2-like
Exons: 1
Coding region: 129-845 (238 amino acids)
Cellular component (GO): mitotic spindle pole; cytoplasm; spindle microtubule
Molecular function (GO): microtubule binding
Source: RefSeq, a predicted model, not a curated record
GCACACAUACGAGACCGACAGUGUUAGGUCACCAUCACAUUCAGUGAUAUAUACGGGCCGAACAUCUAUAGCCUGUAGUGUGAUAGCCACAUACCGGUGCCAUAACCAUAACCAAUCUAUUUACAGUAAUGACAGUAAACUUUGAGGAAUGGGACCGUACGAUAAACACUGAUGCGACCGAUUUGGACGGUAAACGUAAACUGUAUGACGACAUGAAGGCUGAACUGACCAACAAUGAGACAAACAAAAACAAUAGCGAAGUGUUGUGGCGACUGAACAAAGUGUCUCUUUUGCUCAGUAUUUCAAGCGAUAUCGAAACCAAUCAACAAAGACAGUUGGCUUUCGAGGCACUGGAAUAUGGAAAACGAUCGGUUAAGGCGGACCCAAAAUCGCUGGACAGUCACAAAUGGUAUUGCAUAGCACUGGGACGGGCAACCAAAUUGGUCGGUGUCAAGGAUAAGAUCAGAUACGGCCACGAAUUCAAACAACACCUGGACUUAGCCUAUAAGCUGGACCCAAACGAUCACAUGUUGCACUUCAUGGCCGGCCGGUUUGCCUACGAGUUGGCCGCUUUGUCGUGGAUCGAGCGUAACAUUGCCCGCGCUCUGUACGGUCCGAUACCGGAGGCCACCUAUCAGGAGGCGUUGCAAAAGUUUUUCGAUAGCGACAAAUCCAAACCAAACUGGAAGGACAACUAUCUAUGGAUUGCCAAAACUUAUCGUAGACUAAGAAAAAAGACAACUGCCAGACAAUGGGUUAACAAAGGACUCAAUUUGCCUACAAAUAACAUAAUGGAUGAGUUGGCACACAAAGAGUUGCAACAAUUGAAAGAUAAGUUAUCGUAA